Messenger RNA from Pelobates cultripes (western spadefoot toad), 15832 nucleotides. The record is from the annotation of a GenBank genome assembly. Lineage: Eukaryota; Metazoa; Chordata; Amphibia; Anura; Pelobatidae.
AUGGCGUUUGGUGUCUUGUAUGCCCUGGAGAAGCUUUUACGUAUGCUUUCAGACGGCUCAUUUUUCAUUAAUGGCAUCAUUUACCGCUGUAGGCUGUUUUAAACUGUAUUUUCUAUAAGGCUCUUUGCUAGGGUCAUAAAAUACCUGGGUCUUGAUCCUAUAAAAAAUUUGAUGAACCCUCAGAGUUCCACAGGUAGUGAUGUAUUGCUCUUGUAUCUAUUUGAACUGCACUAGUGUGCUGCUUUUCUGAUGGACUAAGAUUCAAAAAAGAGACCCAAAGGGCGAGCUGCAGCUCUGCAUAAGAAAUCUAGGGUUACUGAGCCCCUCAUUCUCGCCUGUAGCUCACCUUCCCACCAAGUAACAUACUUGUUCAGCCAGUUGAGCGACUAUCUGAAAAUAUUGGAUGACCUAGUUCCAAAAUGUCUGCAGUGCCAUGGUCUAUCAUUGAUGACAUUUCUUCAUUCCAGGUUGUUUAUCAUGGCGUCUUCAUGUAUAGAUAUAGUUCAAGAUUCAUGGCAUAUUGUGCUUUUUUGUCUGCACAUAGGAUUCUUAAAGGACCACUAUAGUGCCCUGAGGGUGCCCUCAGGCUCCCACUCCCGCCGGGCUGGAUGGAGAUUAAGGGGUUUAACACUUACCUUUCUCCAGCGCCGGGCUCCCUCGUUGCUAGAGACUCUCCUCCUUUCCCUGUCAUCGGCUGAAUGCGCAUGCGCGUCAAGAGCCGCUCGCGCAUUCAGCCAGUCCAUAUGAAAGCAUUCUCAAUGCUUUCCUAUGGACGCUGGCGUCUUCUCACUCCGAAAAUCAGUGAGAAGCGCCUCUAGCGGCGGUCAAUGAGACAGCUACAAGAUGCUGGAUUAACUCUAAAGUAAACAUAGCAGUUUCUCAGAAAGGGUUAAUCCUAGGUGGACCUGGCACACAGACCACUUCAUUAAGCUGAAGUGGCCUGGGUGCCUAUAGUGGUCCUUUAAAUCAUGCUGCUCUGCAUUUUCUGUAUGUAUUUAGCAGCUAAAACUGCAUUAACUGUAGAUAUAGGGAAGAUCAGUCUCAAGUCUUACAUGUGGAUGCCUCAACACAAAUUUGUGUGCCUGCCUGAUAUUCCUAUAUCUAUUUAUUUUUAAAUGGCAAACAUCACUCUUAUUGGCCAUCAAAAAAAAAACAUUUUGACACUUGUAUUCCUGGAUGCAUUCACACCUAUGGAGUUUGAAACACCUGGAUAAACCAGACCCUCCUGUUGUAAUUUGUAGAAGAAUUGUGUAAUAGGAGUAGGUGAGAGGUGCAGGAGCAGGAUUUGUUCCCCCUCCCUUUCCAUCCAUAAUGACUGUAUUCUGUAGAUAUUGCUCGCAGUGCAUCUCUAAACAUCUAAAUGCACUUGUUUUAGAUCCCUAUGAAGGGCUUGAUUUCCGUAACACAUGGUUGUAUACUCAAUCUAUUAAACAGGACCAUUCAAAUAUGACGCAGUACCUGAUAAUUUAUUCCAACUCUUAGGAGACCGGUAAAGGCAUGCAAUAUGACUUACCCUUAACUGCACCAACUGGCCGUCCAUAAUGCACCCUUAUCACUUAGAUUUAAGAUCUUUGUUCUAUAACAAUUGUAUGGACUGGGCUUAUCUGUGCAGUGCACUAAAACCGAACAAAUCCUGUACGCUCUUAUUUGACAUAGCUGGGCUGCACAGACCUAGUUACACAUUACACAAGUGUGUGGUGCAGGUUGCUUAAUGCUGAGGUCUACAUUCCAUAUUACACCAUUGAUGUUUUUUUUUAAAUGGAAGUGACAUUUAUAAAGGCAGAAAUUCUUGCUGGUGUAACGUGUUUGGGACAGCUUGCGCUCUGGCUUGUUCAGGGCAAUACAGAAGUUAGAAACGACAAACUUUAACAUGCAUGUCUAUGGAGUAACUUGGUGCUUGUAUUCAAAUAAAACUGAAUCUUAAAUAUAUAUCAACCUGUAAAUAAGGUAUAACGAAUAAGGGCUAAAUGUUUAAUUGGCAAAUUACAAUGUAUUAAAGGAACACUCCAGACCCCUAAAGCACACAGUUUGCCAAAGUGCUUUUGUGUAGAGUCCUCUGCAGAUUCCAAAAUACAUAGGCACUUCUUUAAAAUUUGUUACACCUUUGUGGCUCAGACAGCAGCUCGGUGGAACAAAGAUCAAGAAGCAGCAAUUGAGCAUCUGCCUUGCAAACAAAGUACUACUAAACAGUGAUUUUAUAUCUGGGCAUUGCAGGGUCCCUUUCAUAGAAUAUACAUAAUUAUGGCAAACUAUUAAUGUGAUUGAUACCGAACAUGGGUCCAACAAUUUAAAUCCAUUUAAAAUUCUCCAAAAACAGAUACUGGUAGUAAUAUUUGUGAGAAAUGGCCUCCCGACAAUUGACAUUUGUCAAACCUGGAUUGGUUGCCCCAGAUGUUAGGUGCUACAAAGUGUCCUAUUGCAGUCCUUAAAGGACCACUAUAGUGCCAGGAAAACAUACUUGUUUUCCUGGCACUAUAGAAAAAAGGGUUAAACCUAGCUGGACCUGGCACCCAGACCACUUCAUUAAGCUGAAGUGGUCUGGGUGCCUAUAGUGGUCCUUUAAAAACGAAGAUGAAACUGAUGCUGGUUUGUAGAUACAUAUUUUAAUAAAAGUGCAUCUGAACUUCCAAAAUCGGUUAGGGCGUUAGGCUCGCUUAUGGGGUCAUGCUGAAAGCCCUGUACUGAAUAAAAUCUGAAUGUUGUAACACACUUUGUUGCAAUCAUUUUUCAGUGUAAAACUGAGUCAUUUCAAUAGAAUGGAGAAUAACCAGGAAGAUACUGAACAGCACAGUCAUCCAUGCUGGGAAUAAUCUAUUUCAGACUCUGCUUUUGGAAAUCUCUUCCUCCUUAGCCUUUAAUUGCCUUUAUUUUUUGCACAGUCACUAUGAAUAGUUUGUCCUUACACUGCAUGUUUCCUUUUGUUCUACCUGCUUGUUUCUAAAAGUACACACCUAAUUAUGUAAAUAAGGCUAAACUGGGGAACGUCUUAACUUGUACAGUUUGGUUUCUUAAAUCUACCUCUACAAGCUAUUCAGCUGAAUUUUUUUUUUGGGGGGGGGUACGUCCUUUCUCCAACUGAUAAAAUAAUCUGAUACACAGAAGCGUUUAGUAAAGUUGUUUUAUUCCAACCCUUUUAAAUAUAUGUAUAUAUUUACUAAUUAAUUUCACCCCUUAAAACAUGUAAAGCUUUAAGAUAGCUGACCUGCAGGGCCGGGCAAAGCUCUGUGCUGAUCUUUACUCCCCAUCCAAUGUGAGCAGGGGGCCUUGUCCAGUCACAGGCUUCUCAUAGUGCUCUGAGCCAGCCAGGUUGGGAGGCAGGUACGUUUGUUAUUUUGGAGACUAUAGGUUACUUUAAACUAGUAAAGAGCACUAGGUGUAUCAGUGUUCAGGAAUGAAACUGUUUUGUUUUAGCAAGGAUAGCACUUGGUUAACUUUGAACACUAGCUUGACAUGUGCUAGGUUAUAUUUUUGCUUUAGCCAUUGAGGUAUGGGCUUUGAAGUACCUUGAAAAAUAACUGCAGACUGAAAUAAAAUCUGUUCCUGUGCAUUGAUAUUGACCAAUUUGUAUCUUGGUUUGUAGCCAUUGAAGAAUACAAGCCACAAGAUGCAACCACAAACCCAUCGCUGAUAUUGGCUGCUGCCCAGAUGCCUGACUACCAGGACCUUGUAAAGGAAGCCAUCAAAUAUGGGAAGAAACUUGGAGGGUAAGUCUCUAAGAGACUUGGUGUAUAUUGUAGGCAUUUUCCACAUUCUAAGGCAAUGGCAUCUCCCCAUACAUAUAGGUAUAUGCAGUAUUUUGGGUCUAAGCACAAGGUAAAGCUUGCAGCAAAUCUGCAAAAGUCAAAGAAAUAUCCAACCAUUGACCUUACAUUGAAUGCUAAGUCUGUACAUGUUCAAUAAACCAGCAGCACAGCGGUUAUAAGGACACAUUCUGCUUUACAGUAGUCUGAACCCUAAUCGCGACAACUUAUUUGUACUGAGAAAUUAGUGAGAAAAUAAAUUGUAAGUGAACAGUUAAUGCACAUUAGUGUAGUGAUAUUUAAAUUUUUUUUUUUAAUCACUUUGUUUUGGUUUUCAGGACAGAAGCAGAACAGAUUGACAACAUCAUGGACAAGCUGUUUGUCUUAUUUGGAUGUGAAAUCCUUAAGAUAAUCCCUGGAAGGGUGUCUACAGAGGUGGAUGCAAGGUGGGAUUUUAUCUGCUGUGCUCCCGAUACCUGGGGAUGUUGUUCCACCAGCUAUCCUUUUUGUUUGUGAUGUUGACUGCAUGAAUAUAGCCAUACUGAGGAUAUCAUUAUACUAAUAUUAAAUGUGUUCUACUGAAGCCGAAGAUCAUGUGAGCGGUUAGGGUUAUAUAUAAUUAAACUGGAGUUUUUGAUGAGUUAUAACAUAAAAUGUUUUAUCUUGUUUUAAUCAGAUAAGUCUGUUCCCCAACGCUAAAUAAAUAUCUAAUUUGCUGAUAAAUAUCUUUUAUUUCACUUGCCUUUUUCCAUAAUGGAUUAAUCCAGGAUCAAUCUAGUUUUUUAUUUUUUCUGUCUAGAGCCAAACUACAAUCAUAAACUGGAAAACCAUACUUGGGGACAAACACGAAAGCACUAGGAAUACAAAUGUGUAUUCCGAAGUCUUUAAUGUUUCUUUUAAUGAAGCAGUUUUGGUGUACACUGCUACAUUCUGCUUCAUUUAGGCGUUAAAAUAACUUUUGAUGUUGCUUAUGCAUUCAUAGCCACACCAUUUUUUCAUGGAGACUGACUCACAGUGAGCAGUUUAAUUUUCAAUCUGAUCUUGCAGCGCAGUCCGUUCACUCUAGAAGUUCUUAUUUCCUACUCUGUAAAUUGAAAUUUAAUCACACGCAGGAGUAAUAUAACACCUGAAUGGCAGAGAAUCAAGCAGUGAGACUGCAGCAACAUCUGUACACCAAAACCACUUCAUUAAGCUAAUGUUUUGGCACCCAGUGUCUGUUUACCAGAUAAAAAUGUAAGAUGUAAAUUAAAUGAAUUUGGAUGCUGGAGUUAUAUGGAUAAGGAAAUCUAUUUAAUGCUGCUUUUUACUAAUGUGUGUUCUGUGAGUCAUUGCAUUUUUUUCUGAAAGAAAAGGGUGUGACCUUUUUAAUUUAUUGCGGUUUUAAAAGGAAAUUUUAGAAUUUGUCACAGUAAGGUCAUAUUUCCGAUCACCUGUGUUUCUCUGGUGCUCAAAUUCCUAGCAGCAUUGUGUACAGUAUAUGUGUAGUUGUCCUUUUUAACCAUAUUUUAAAGUCCAGUCAAUUGGUUUUAAAGGGAUUCUAUAGUGCCAGGAAAACAAAGCAGUUUUCCUGGCACUUUAGAAUCCCUACAGUGCCGCCAUCCCUCGCACCCCCCUCCUGCAGCGCUGAAGGGGUUAAAACCCGUUCAGUCAUUUACCUGAAUCCGGCGCUGAUGUCCCUCUGAUAGGUUUCGCCCACACUCCUAUCUAAUCAUCAGGAAGUCCCUCUAGUGGCUAUCUUGUGGACAGCCACUAGAGGAGGAGUUAAUCUUUCAAGGUAAUUAUUGCAGUAUCUCAAACUGCAAUAAUUACUACUAUAGGGUUAAGGGACAUGUCAAUGAGCUGAAAGUGGUCUUGGUGCUUACAGUGUCACUUUAAGCGUUACAAUUUCAGUGAUCUUUUGGGAUACUAGCCAAAAGCUUUACGGAUAGUGAUUCAGAUCCAGUUUUUGGUCAAUGAACUGGCUUGAUUUUUUGUUUAUAUUUUUUUUUGUCCUUUACCAAUAUGACCUAUACUUUCAGAUAUAACUGAACUCUCUUUGAGGAGUUAGGAACUAUUCAAACUUGGCAAACAUUUUAUUGUAGUCCUAGGUGGAAAUUGUCUUGAAAUGUGACUGUACAAAAACAAUAAAAAAAAAAACUGUCUGUAAAAGCCCUUUGCCCAUCCUCUAUAUAACCCAAUCUGCUUCUCAUCACAGGUUAUCUUUUGACAAGAAUGAUAUGAUUAAGCGUGCCAAGCGCAUCAUUGCACUUUACAAGGAGAGUGGCAUAGAGAAAGAGAGAAUCUUGAUAAAGCUGUCUUCAACCUGGGAGGGAAUUCAAGCUGGCAAGUAAGGACUGAAUCACCACUCUCCAACCCAUAGAUCUUGGUGGUGCACAUGGUCUAUCUUAUAUCUCUGGCCCCUUAUGCAUAAAUGCACAUUAGUGCUAUGUAAAUAGCUUGCAUAACUUCACGACCUAAAUAUAAAUGUUUGGAAUGAAGCUUUCAAUGCUAAAAUGUAAUUGAAUGGUUUGAACAUUAUAAAUAUAUUUAUAAUGUCAGUGUAACUGUAAUUCUGCAAUUUCCAGGUUUCUUGAUGCCUGAUCUUUCCAUUAGUCUGUUUUGGUUUUCCUAAACUUUUUCCUGCUUCUCCCUCUAGGGUUUUGGAAGAGGAAUAUGGCAUACACUGCAACAUGACUCUCAUCUUCUCAUUCGCCCAGGCAGUUGCCUGUGCUGAGGCUGGUGUAACUUUGAUUUCUCCGUUUGUGGGUCGGAUGGCUUGGAUUGGCAUGUGGCAAAUUCUGAUAAGAAGAGCUAUGAACCCUCAGAGGACCCAGGUAUGAUGUAUCUGUUUGGAAAAUUUCUGCAAGUUGCCUUUUCUGAUGGUUUUAUUAAUGCAGCUAAAUAAGAAAUCUUACUCCCUCAGUUCACCUUUAACAUACUUGUUAUGAGCGAUAUUGAAAAUAUUGGAUUAGUUAAAAUUUCUGCAAAAUUGAUGACAUUUCUUCAUUCCAGGUUGUUUAUCACAUAUAGUUCAAGAUUAUGGCAAUUGUGCUUUUUUGUCUGCACAUAGGAUUCUUAAAGGACCACUAAGUGCCCUAGGGUGCCCUCAGGACUCCCGCCGGGCUGGAUGGAGAUUAAGCUCCAUUGCUAGAGAUCAUCGGCUGAAUGCGCAUUUAUUCAGCCAGUCCUGAAAGCAUUCUCAAUGCUUUCCUAUGGAUUUCACUCCUUGAGACAGCUACAAGAUGCUGGAUUAACUCUAAAGUAAACAUAGCAGUUUCUCAGAAAGGGUUAAUCCUAGGUGGACCUGGCACACAGAAGCUGAACUAUAGUGGUCCUUUAAAUCAUGCUGCUCUGCUUCUGUAUGUAUUUAGCAGCUAAAACUGCAUUAACUUAGAUAUAGGGAAGAUUCUCAAGUCUUACAAUGCCUCAACACAAAUUUGUGUGCCUGCCAUUCCUUAUCUAUUUAUUUUUAAAUGGCAAAAUCACUCUUAUUUAUUUUGACACUUGUAUUCCUGGAUAAUUCACACCUUGGAGUUUGAAACACCUGGAUUCCUGUUGUAAUUUGUAGAAAAUUGUGUAAUAGGAGUAGGUGAGAGGUGCAGGAGCAGGAUUUGUUCCCCCUCCCUUUCCAUCCAUAAUGACUGUAUUCUGCAGAUAUUGCUCGCAGUGCAUCUCUAAACAUCUAAAUGCACUUGUUUUAGAUCCCUAUGAAGGGCUUGAUUUCCGUCAAUCUAUUAAACAGGAACAUUCAAAUAUGACGCAGUACCUGAUAAUUUAUUCCAACUCUUAGGAGACCGGUAAAGGCAUGCAAUAUGACUUACCCUUAACUGCACCAACUGGCCGUCCAUAAUGCACCCUUAUCACUUAGAUUUAAGAUCUUUGUUCUAUUGUAUGGACUGGGCUUAUCUGUGCAGUGCACUAAAACCGAACAAAUCCUGUAUGCUCUUAUUUGACAUAGCUGGGCUGCACAGACCUAGUUACACAUUACACAAGUGUGUGGUGCAGGUUGCUUAAUGCUGAGGUCUACAUUCCAUAUUACACCAUUGAUGUUUUUUUUAAAUGGAAGUGACAUUUAUAAAGGCAGAAAUUCUUGCUGGUGUAACGUGUUUGGGACAGCUUGCGCUCUGGCUUGUUCAGGGCAGUACAGAAGUUAGAAACGACAAACUUUAACAUGCAUGUCUAUGGAGUAACUUGGUGCUUGUAUUCAAAUAAAACUGAAUCUUAAAUAUAUAUCAACCUGUAAAUAAGGUAUAACGAAUAAGGACUAAAUGUUUAAUUGGCAAAUUACAAUGUAUUAAAGGAACACUCCAGACCCCUAAAGCACACAGUUUGCCAAAGUGCUUUUGUGUAGAGUCCUCUGCAGAUUCCAAAAUACAUAGGCACUUCUUUAAAAUUUGUUACACCUUUGUGGCUCAGACAGCAGCUCGGUGGAACAAAGAUCAAGAAGCAGCAAUUGAGCAUCUGCCUUGCAAACAAAGUACUACUAAACAGUGAUUUUAUAUCUGGGCAUUGCAGGGUCCCUUUCAUAGAAUAUACAUAAUUAUGGCAAACUAUUAAUGUGAUUGAUACCGAACAUGGGUCCAACAAUUUAAAUCCAUUUAAAAUUCUCCAAAAACAGAUACUGGUAGUAAUAUUUGUGAGAAAUGGCCUCCCGACAAUUGACAUUUGUCAAACCUGGAUUGGUUGCCCCAGAUGUUAGGUGCUACAAAGUGUCCUAUUGCAGUCCUUAAAGGACCACUAUAGUGCCAGGAAAACAUACUUGUUUUCCUGGCACUAUAGAAAAAAGGGUUAAACCUAGCUGGACCUGGCACCCAGACCACUUCAUUAAGCUGAAGUGGUCUGGGUGCCUAUAGUGGUCCUUUAAAAACGAAGAUGAAACUGAUGCUGGUUUGUAGAUACAUAUUUUAAUAAAAGUGCAUCUGAACUUCCAAAAUCGGUUAGGGCGUUAGGCUCGCUUAUGGGGUCAUGCUGAAAGCCCUGUACUGAAUAAAAUCUGAAUGUUGUAACACACUUUGUUGCAAUCAUUUUUCAGUGUAAAACUGAGUCAUUUCAAUAGAAUGGAGAAUAACCAGGAAGAUACUGAACAGCACAGUCAUCCAUGCUGGGAAUAAUCUAUUUCAGACUCUGCUUUUGGAAAUCUCUUCCUCCUUAGCCUUUAAUUGCCUUUAUUUUUUGCACAGUCACUAUGAAUAGUUUGUCCUUACACUGCAUGUUUCCUUUUGUUCUACCUGCUUGUUUCUAAAAGUACACACCUAAUUAUGUAAAUAAGGCUAAACUGGGGAACGUCUUAACUUGUACAGUUUGGUUUCUUAAAUCUACCUCUACAAGCUAUUCAGCUGAAUUUUUUUUUUGGGGGGGGGUACGUCCUUUCUCCAACUGAUAAAAUAAUCUGAUACACAGAAGCGUUUAGUAAAGUUGUUUUAUUCCAACCCUUUUAAAUAUAUGUAUAUAUUUACUAAUUAAUUUCACCCCUUAAAACAUGUAAAGCUUUAAGAUAGCUGACCUGCAGGGCCGGGCAAAGCUCUGUGCUGAUCUUUACUCCCCAUCCAAUGUGAGCAGGGGGCCUUGUCCAGUCACAGGCUUCUCAUAGUGCUCUGAGCCAGCCAGGUUGGGAGGCAGGUACGUUUGUUAUUUUGGAGACUAUAGGUUACUUUAAACUAGUAAAGAGCACUAGGUGUAUCAGUGUUCAGGAAUGAAACUGUUUUGUUUUAGCAAGGAUAGCACUUGGUUAACUUUGAACACUAGCUUGACAUGUGCUAGGUUAUAUUUUUGCUUUAGCCAUUGAGGUAUGGGCUUUGAAGUACCUUGAAAAAUAACUGCAGACUGAAAUAAAAUCUGUUCCUGUGCAUUGAUAUUGACCAAUUUGUAUCUUGGUUUGUAGCCAUUGAAGAAUACAAGCCACAAGAUGCAACCACAAACCCAUCGCUGAUAUUGGCUGCUGCCCAGAUGCCUGACUACCAGGACCUUGUAAAGGAAGCCAUCAAAUAUGGGAAGAAACUUGGAGGGUAAGUCUCUAAGAGACUUGGUGUAUAUUGUAGGCAUUUUCCACAUUCUAAGGCAAUGGCAUCUCCCCAUACAUAUAGGUAUAUGCAGUAUUUUGGGUCUAAGCACAAGGUAAAGCUUGCAGCAAAUCUGCAAAAGUCAAAGAAAUAUCCAACCAUUGACCUUACAUUGAAUGCUAAGUCUGUACAUGUUCAAUAAACCAGCAGCACAGCGGUUAUAAGGACACAUUCUGCUUUACAGUAGUCUGAACCUAAUCGCGACAACUUAUUUGUACUGAGAAAUUAGUGAGAAAAUAAAUUGUAAGUGAACAGUUAAUGCACAUUAGUGUAGUGAUAUUUAAAUUUUUUUUUUUAAUCACUUUGUUUUGGUUUUCAGGACAGAAGCAGAACAGAUUGACAACAUCAUGGACAAGCUGUUUGUCUUAUUUGGAUGUGAAAUCCUUAAGAUAAUCCCUGGAAGGGUGUCUACAGAGGUGGAUGCAAGGUGGGAUUUUAUCUGCUGUGCUCCCGAUACCUGGGGAUGUUGUUCCACCAGCUAUCCUUUUUGUUUGUGAUGUUGACUGCAUGAAUAUAGCCAUACUGAGGAUAUCAUUAUAUAAUAUUAAAUGUGUUCUACUGAAGCCGAAGAUCAUGUGAGCGGUUAGGGUUAUAUAUAAUUAAACUGGAGUUUUUGAUGAGUUAUAACAUAAAAUGUUUUAUCUUGUUUUAAUCAGAUAAGUCUGUUCCCCAACGCUAAAUAAAUAUCUAAUUUGCUGAUAAAUAUCUUUUAUUUCACUUGCCUUUUUCCAUAAUGGAUUAAUCCAGGAUCAAUCUAGUUUUUUAUUUUUUCUGUCUAGAGCCAAACUACAAUCAUAAACUGGAAAACCAUACUUGGGGACAAACACGAAAGCACUAGGAAUACAAAUGUGUAUUCCGAAGUCUUUAAUGUUUCUUUUAAUGAAGCAGUUUUGGUGUACACUGCUACAUUCUGCUUCAUUUAGGCGUUAAAAUAACUUUUGAUGUUGCUUAUGCAUUCAUAGCCACACCAUUUUUUCAUGGAGACUGACUCACAGUGAGCAGUUUAAUUUUCAAUCUGAUCUUGCAGCGCAGUCCGUUCACUCUAGAAGUUCUUAUUUCCUACUCUGUAAAUUGAAAUUUAAUCACACGCAGGAGUAAUAUAACACCUGAAUGGCAGAGAAUCAAGCAGUGAGACUGCAGCAACAUCUGUACACCAAAACCACUUCAUUAAGCUAAUGUUUUGGCACCCAGUGUCUGUUUACCAGAUAAAAAUGUAAGAUGUAAAUUAAAUGAAUUUGGAUGCUGGAGUUAUAUGGAUAAGGAAAUCUAUUUAAUGCUGCUUUUUACUAAUGUGUGUUCUGUGAGUCAUUGCAUUUUUUUCUGAAAGAAAAGGGUGUGACCUUUUUAAUUUAUUGCGGUUUUAAAAUGAAAUUUUAGAAUUUGUCACAGUAAGGUCAUAUUUCCGAUCACCUGUGUGUUUCUCUGGUGCUCAAAUUCCUAGCAGCAUUGUGUACAGUAUAUGUGUAGUUGUCCUUUUUAACCAUAUUUUAAAGUCCAGUCAAUUGGUUUUAAAGGGAUUCUAUAGUGCCAGGAAAACAAAGCAGUUUUCCUGGCACUUAAGAAUCCCUACAGUGCCGCCAUCCCUCGCACCCCCCUCCUGCAGCGCUGAAGGGGUUAAAACCCGUUCAGUCAUUUACCUGAAUCCGGCGCUGAUGUCCCUCUGAUAGGUUUCGCCCACACUCCUAUCUAAUCAUCAGGAAGUCCCUCUAGUGGCUAUCUUGUGGACAGCCACUAGAGGAGGAGUUAAUCUUUCAAGGUAAUUAUUGCAGUAUCUCAAACUGCAAUAAUUACUACUAUAGGGUUAAGGGACAUGUCAAUGAGCUGAAAGUGGUCUUGGUGCUUACAGUGUCACUUUAAGCGUUACAAUUUCAGUGAUCUUUUGGGAUACUAGCCAAAAGCUUUACGGAUAGUGAUUCAGAUCCAGUUUUUGGUCAAUGAACUGGCUUGAUUUUUUGUUUAUAUUUUUUUUUGUCCUUUACCAAUAUGACCUAUACUUUCAGAUAUAACUGAACUCUCUUUGAGGAGUUAGGAACUAUUCAAACUUGGCAAACAUUUUAUUGUAGUCCUAGGUGGAAAUUGUCUUGAAAUGUGACUGUACAAAAACAAUAAAAAAAAAAACUGUCUGUAAAAGCCCUUUGCCCAUCCUCUAUAUAACCCAAUCUGCUUCUCAUCACAGGUUAUCUUUUGACAAGAAUGAUAUGAUUAAGCGUGCCAAGCGCAUCAUUGCACUUUACAAGGAGAGUGGCAUAGAGAAAGAGAGAAUCUUGAUAAAGCUGUCUUCAACCUGGGAGGGAAUUCAAGCUGGCAAGUAAGGACUGAAUCACCACUCUCCAACCCAUAGAUCUUGGUGGUGCACAUGGUCUAUCUUAUAUCUCUGGCCCCUUAUAUAAAUGCACAUUAGUGCUAUGUAAAUAGCUUGCAUAACUUCACGGCCUAAAUAUAAAUGUUUGGAAUGAAGCUUUCAAUCUAAAAUGUAAUUGAAUGGUUUGAACAUUAUAAAUAUAUUUAUAAUGUCAGUGUAACUGUAAUUCUGCAAUUUCCAGGUUUCUUGAUGCCUGAUCUUUCCAUUAGUCUGUUUUGGUUUUCCUAAACUUUUUCCUGCUUCUCCCUCUAGGGUUUUGGAAGAGGAAUAUGGCAUACACUGCAACAUGACUCUCAUCUUCUCAUUCGCCCAGGCAGUUGCCUGUGCUGAGGCUGGCGUAACUUUGAUUUCUCCGUUUGUGGGUCGGAUCUUGGAUUGGCAUGUGGCAAAUUCUGAUAAGAAGAGCUAUGAACCCUCAGAGGACCCAGGUAUGAUGCAGAAUCUGUUUGGAAAAUUCCAAAGAAAUGUAAAUUAAGCCUAUUUACAUGAUGCGUUUUAUCCAGUAAAAUUGUAGUGAAUCUAAAUUUCAAAAUGCAGGCUAAAUAGUUGGAAAAUUCUAAAAUUUCCCUAAAUUUUGCAUCUUCAUUUUCAAAUCACUACAAUUGUACUCUUAAAACAGGAUAUUUACAUUAUUUGAAGCAUUACUCUAAAAUAAAAUUUAAAAAAAUUAAUAGUACAGUACUGAAACAUUGAAUCCUGCAUCAGUCAGGUUCCGACUUAAAAAAAACAAGAAAAUCAUGUAACAAAACUGCACAAUGAAACACUGUAUUGCAGUAAAAUUCACCUUAGUUUUGGAAAGCUGAUAAUGGGCAGUGAGUGGGCAGGCUUUAGGAAGGAAAGUAGACUAUGGAACUUUUCUGGUCUUUGCAUUUUAAGCAUCCAUGUCUAAAACAGGAGGCAGUUUUUACACUCCUAAUGCAAUAGGAAAUAAAGAGGGAAAACUACUGUCCAAUGGCCUAAUACGAAGUUAAAAAUUCAUUUUUAAUAUGUCAAAAUAAAGAGCUAGUCUUUGUAUUAGGCCAUUAGACAGUAGUUUUCCUCUUUGUUUCUUAUUCAUUUCUUAAGGGUUAUCCCCUACUGUAUUAGCGUUAACCUGUAUCAGUUCCUGCUGCAAUAGUUCACAACCUUUUCACUUGAUGAUAUGUUGAGUAAUCAAUUUUGUAGACUCUAUCUAUAAAAUCUGAUUUGUUUAAUAGGUGUGCAAAGUGUUGUCAAAAUCUACAAUUAUUACAAGAAGUUUGACUACAAAACAAUCGUGAUGGGAGCUUCCUUCAGAAAUACCGGAGAGAUCAAAGCACUCACAGGAUGCGAUUACCUUACAAUAUCACCCAAACUCCUAGGAGAGCUGAGCAAAGACAACAGCAAACUCACACCAACUCUUACAGUCAAAGCGGGUAUGUCUGCUUCUGGGACCUAGCUGGUUAAAUCAGUGGGCAUUCAUUUAUUGCAUGCAUUGGGAAGAUUUUACUAUUUCUCAUUUGUUUCAAAUGGGUUUAUGUAGUCCAAAAUGUACAGUUUCUUAUCUAGUUUUUUAUUAUCAACUAUUGGCAAAAAGACGACAAGUUCUUAAUGCAAAAAGGCAAAUAUGACCAGCUAUUUAUUGUAGUUUAUUAACUGAAAUUUACUUGAUAUAAACAAAUAACUUCUAGGAAGCACUCUAAAGUAUUGUUGUAUUUGUAAGCUACCAAACUAAAACUUUAUUUGCUUUAAUUAAAAUAAAUUCUACCACAUUUUGCUAAGUGUAAACAAAAAUAAACUCAAUGUAUAGGUUUUAAUUCCUUGCAAAUCACUAUAAAUGGCAAGAAAUGCACCUUGCUUAUAGCAAAUAGAACUUUAAACAAAAAUGAUUUAGAAAAAUAUUUGAAACUGCUAUAUGCAUUCCUUAAAUGUGAUGGUGCUGCCACCAAGUGGUCACAGUUCCAAUUGUGUAUUUAAAAGUUGGUUAGCCAGCUGUUUGAUGCAAUCAACAUUGUUCUAAAACACCAACGAUCUACCUGUUUUGAUCUCAUGCUUAAAGGAACUCUACAGGCACCUAGACCACUUUACCCAAUGAAGUGGUGUGGGUGGAGCAACCUGGUAUUUUUAUUUUAUUUUACAACCCUGCAAAAAACAUUGCUGUAUCUUAACCACCAUUAGAAUCACUUCCGCAGCUAUAAAAGUUAAACUCUAAAAAUGACUCCUACAGAGCAUUUGCUUGUUACAACAGGGGUGUUGUGCAUGUGCACUAGCCUCCCAGUAUUUAUUAGGUGGAAGCAUUGGAUCUGCUGAGAUCAACCUUUAUUAAGUCUUACCUUUUUUAACCUUUAUACAGGUGUACCUGUAUAAGUAGGGGAACAAUGUUGGGAAUAUACAUACCUGUAAAAUGGAAGGCAGUGUUGUGAGCUGAAGCUGAAUGUUCACUUUGCAGAAUACUCUUGUUUAUUUCAAUUCAAUAUUUCCUACAAUCGAGCUGCAUAACUUGCAAAGUUUGUUUUCCCACACUUUUAAACCAGGUCAUUGAAACAAAAAAUAUUGCAAUUUCUAUUAGUUACAUAGGCUCAAAAGAGACUUGCGUCCAUCUUCAGCCUUUCUCACAUUUGUUUUUUGCUGUUGAUCCAAAAGAAGGCAAAAAAAAGUUUGAAGCACUUCCAAUUUUGCAACAAGAUAAUUUAUAAACAUGUAAAGUAGAAGGGGUCCCCGACCAGAACUGAGGGACACCACUUGCCACCUCUGUCCAGCUUGAAAAUUUACCAUUAAUGACAACUUUGUACUCUAUUUUUAAGCCAAUGUUCUACCCAAGAACAAGAAUUUUCAUCUAGUUUGAACACUAAUCUAUUGUGUGGAACUGUAUCAAAAGCCUUGGCAAAAUCCAAAUAGAUCACAUCCACUGCAACAUCCUGAAUCAAUACUUACUACCUACUUCUUUGUUUUGUCUGUUGCAGCCAAAGCCAGCAAUCUGGAAAAGAUACAUCUAACAGAGGAAGGCUUCCGCUGGCAGCACAAUGAGGACCAAAUGGCUGUGGAAAAACUUUCUGAUGGUAUUAGGAAGUUUGCGGCUGAUGCCAUCAAGCUUGAGAAGAUGUUAAAGGUGAGUGCAGUCUGUUGGAAUACACAUCCAAUAAAUUACCAUGAGAUGUAAACUUGUGGGUAUUUCACCUAACAAUUUAAAAACAUGAUUGAUCAUUGAUCGUGUAACAUUUUACCAAGUUAACACCUUUCAUACUUGACCUAUAUUAAUGCAACACAUAGGUGCACAUCAAGAAACUAGGAAUGGCCCAAACUUGGGAUGUAUAGUCGACACUAGACAGUCUAAAUUGGCUAUCUUUUAACCAGGAUUUAAGACACAUAGGACAUAUGUAUAGGCAUACAUUGAAGGUGUAAGAUGUGCUUUUUACACUUCUGUCUUUUUGUAAUUGCAGGCACGGCUCUCAGAUUCUAAAAACGGACAAUAAACUUGCAGUCCCUUUUUUAUACGUUGAGCCCAGAUCAUUCCUCAUCUCUUCUGCUCGAAGUGCUCUAGGCAUCCUUGGAGUCCUCUGGCUUUCACACUUUUAUCUACAAUAUCCUUAAGCAAACAGAACCAAACAAAAUUAAUCUACAUUAUACGUUUUUUGUAAAUUGGUAAUUUUUUUUGCACUGAUUAAAUCCAGUACUUACCCAGAAUGUGUCUGUCUUUAACUCAAGUUAAACAUAGCGACAAUGUUGUCUUUUGG